AUGGCGCACACGAAACGCACUUGCGCAGUGCGCUGGUGCAGGCGCGUGUCGCCUGUCCGACUUUGGGAUUUUGUCAAGGCCGUGCGCCGCGAUGUGGGCUUCGAGUUCACCGUCAUGAUGCUCAGCACGUACGUCGGUCUGAAGGGGUUUCUCUACAUCUUGACGACGGACUCGCUCCUGCCCUACAUGAAAGACCUCGGCUACGAUGGCCUCGUGUACCAACGCACCAUCACGCUCGCCUACGUCCCGUGGGGCAUGAAAGGUCUCGUCGGCUUGCUCUCUGACGCGCUCCCAGUCGGCGGCUACCACAAGCGGUUUUACAUGCUCUUCACGAGUCUGUCGGGAGUCGCCAGUCUGAUUUGUCUUCUCUUCCUCUCGAGCGAAACGGCUCGUAACGCAGCCUGGGUCAUCGGCGUCCUUUUUUUCUGCGUCCAGUUCCAGAUCGCCACGGUGGACUUGAUGUGCGAGGGUAUGUACAGCCAGGUGAUGAGCCAGAAGCCUCACGUCGGGGCGAACCUCGUCACAUUUGUGAACGGAUGCACGACUGUCGGCGCGUUUGUCGGCCGGCUCGUCGUCGGCCCGGUCAGCGACCGUUUCGGCGCUCGGCCGCUGUUUAUCCUCGCCCUUCCGAUCGCCCUCCAGUCCCUGCUGCCGAUCAGUCUGAACUAUCUCAUGGAGGAGCGGGUGAGUCCCGGAUGCGGAGUGCUGACGGAGAAGGUGAGGGACCAGAAAAAUGUCUUCUUCAUGGCUUUUGCAGUCGCCGUCGGCGCCUCGGGCGUCGCCGCACUCACACUCAUUGGCGGCAGCGGCAUGACGUACAUCUUGCCUUACUGCGGCGUUGUGUCCGUUCUCCUGAUUGCUCUCUGUGCCCUGUGUCUGCCGGUGCAACUCGCCAAGUGCAACGUCUUCUUCUUCCUCGACAAAAUUGUCCACAUCUCCAUCUCGGGAGCGCUCGACUUUUUCUACACGGCCGCGCCUGCAUGCGUCCCCAACGGCCCCCACUUCGACUACACCUACUACUCGACGUACACCGCAGUCGCGGGGACACUGGCGACGUGGCUGGGCCUCGUUCUCUUCCAAGUCGCCCUUUCCUCCUGGACCUACCGCAGCAUUUUCUGGCUGACGAGUGCCGUGCGGAUUCUCGCGUCCCUCUUCGACUACGUGAUGACCACGCGACUGAAUGUGCGCAUCGGAAUCCCCGACAAACUCAUGUAUCUCCUCGGCGACGCAAUCAUCCUCAGCCUCGUCGGCACGCUUUCGCACAUGCCCGGCGUGAUCCUCACAUCGCGUCUCUGCCCGCCGCGCCUCGAAAGCACCGUCUACGCGAUCCUCGCGGGAAUCAGCAACUUCGGCCACAGUGUCUCGACACUGCUCGGGAUCCGAGCGAUCAAGGCGGCCAACAUCACCACGACCGCCACCGAGGGCCAAGCCUGCAACUUCGAAAACCUCCCCGCCCUCAUCCUCGUCGCGCACUGCGUCCUGCCCAUGGUAUCCAUCCCCAUGGCGUUGUAUCUCCUCCCAGGCACGCCGAUGGACGAGCCGCUCGAAGGGGAGGCAGCCGACUGCAUGCGCCGAAGAGACAAAGAGGGCGAGGCGGACGGAGACGACGCUGACACCAGCGACGAAGAGACGUUCGCCGGGAAGGGCGAGAGGCGGACGCGCCGCAGGAAGAUGGAAAGGCCGGGCGGGAGAGCACCGAAGUUCGAGGCGGAACUCGUUCGCAUGCAACCAGACGCAAAAGCCCAGAAGACGACUCUGGCGGGCUGUGUUCACCACGCCGUCCCCACGGAAGACGAGGCGUUCGAUGCAGAGUACGGCGAGUUGGAUGUGGAUCGGAGCGAACGAACGUUCGCGCCACACAGAGAACUCGUAGACGAGGUGGAGAUGGCCGAGGCGUCGACGCUCCGAAUGUUUCCCGUUCUCGGAGAAGAUCGGGAGGGAAGCGACUUGCCGCAAACCAUGGGCGUCCCCGUUUUCUUUACCUUCACUCCUCGGGGAAGUGGCAGGCGCCGAGAGGCCGACGACGACCGGCGGCAAGGACCAGCCAGGACAGUGGAGCGGAGAGUGAGGAAGCCCCACGAGAGAGGAAGCACGCGAGUGCGGCGAGGCGACAAGGGCCAACGCGCGGGAAUCUGCUACUCUCUCUGUUCGUCUGACCAGGUUUCCCUGUCAGAAUCGCGGGAGUUCUCUUCGGGUUCUUCUCCGGAGGCGUCGGAAGGCGAGACAGAGCGGGAACGCACCGACGGAGAGCCCGAAGAACGCGGCGGUCCGCCGUCAGAAAAGCGGCGAGACGUCGCGAGCGAGGGGAUACUUGGACACCACUCUGUCGCCGUGGCGCACGGGCGAGCCCCGCCGUCUUCUCAGUAUCUGUCCUCGUCUUUCUGCGAAGAGCAGAGACAGACAAAGUCUGGGCGGCGGAAGCGCUCGGACGACGGAGAUCAGCCUUCCUCUUCGUCCUCAGCGGGCGAUGACGGAGGGGAGAUCGCCUUCGUUUCCGACUCUGACAGCCGCGGGUCCGAAGCCGUGGUCUCUGGAGAGGUGUUGCGCGUCGCGAUGGAGGAUGCAGAGACGACGGCGACUCUCGCUGUGGACGCCGCCGAAGUGCGGCACGGACGACGGAAAGCGGGCAGAGGAAAUCUUGCCUCGGACUCGCAGGUGCCUGUCGCUCCCGCGACUCUCGUCUCGCCUCCCUCUUCGGGUUGGAUGUUUUCGCGCGAGAGAGACUCUCCGGGUCCCUUUUCUUUUGCUCAGCCCGCAAACCCUCCACCGCCUCUUUCUACGCUUCCAACUCUUCUCUUGCCGUUCCCUUCCUCCCUCGCGUCUGAGCCGUCUUCUCCCGCCGCAGCUGGUCUUCGUGGAUCGGGAAGCGGUCAGCCGGAAGACGAGGAUUUGUCGGGCCUUGUGGGCAGUCCGCGGCGGCCGUCGCCAGGCCCCGCCUCUUGGCGUCUUCCCGCGUCGUCCGUUGUCCCUGCCUCUCUCGCUGGAUCCGGUCCCGCGCACUCCGUAUUUGGCGAGGGAAGGGCCACAGUCUCCGUGGAGCUGCCGCAAGGCCCCGGCAGAGGAACGUUUGUGGAAGAGACGUGCCCCCAGAUGGACAGUUUCUCCGACCUGAGAGAGGAGCGGCGAAGGGAAAGCCUUGAGGAGCGCGCAGCGCCGUCGAGAGAAGAAAGUGGACUGUAUCCCUCAGCUCGCGGGAGAGAAGACAGCUGA
This is a messenger RNA of Neospora caninum, 3210 nucleotides long. RefSeq names its product putative folate/methotrexate transporter. Lineage: Eukaryota; Apicomplexa; Conoidasida; Eucoccidiorida; Sarcocystidae. The transcript has a single exon. The record is from RefSeq and is a predicted model, not a curated record. Gene Ontology annotation, cellular component: membrane. The coding region runs from base 1 to 3210 and encodes 1069 amino acids.